AUGGCUGUCGAACGUGCUGAGCUGGAUCUGACGGUUGAGGAUGCGGCAACCAAAGUCAGCGAUGAUUCAAGAGACGCCGAGAUACCAGACGGACCUACCACCGAGACGCUGGAUGAGAAAUUCCAGACGUCUAAAUGGGAGAUCUGGGCAUAUUAUGCGUGUGUUGCCUCUCCUAUACCAUGA
Molecule: messenger RNA, 183 nt
Organism: Trichophyton rubrum CBS 118892
Lineage: Eukaryota; Fungi; Ascomycota; Eurotiomycetes; Onygenales; Arthrodermataceae
Exons: 1
Coding region: 1-183 (60 amino acids)
Source: RefSeq, a predicted model, not a curated record